AUGGAUAAGAUUAAUAGAAUAGACAUAAGUAUCAAGGUUGCCGCAUUUGUGAAAACCUAUUUCAAGACACCGGGUGUAGCAGCUACUUUACCUCGUGAAGCUGGUAAUAUCAUCAUUAGCAAAUUAAGUAAAGUAUGGGGUAAUCCAAAAACGUGGAAUAAGACUCUUAUUAAUCAAAUUGGGGUAUUAAGAAAGGUAUUACCCCUUUCAGCAUUGAAAAACCUACCUGCAAAUACUUUAAGGGAUACUUUUACAGAUCUUGGAAAGCAAUCGUUGAAAGCCGCGCAAAGGGCAGCCUUAGGUAAACGAGCUAUUGAAGUAUAUGGCAAUCCAAAGAACUGGACAGCGGCCGAUCUUAGCAAUAUUGGUAGUAUAGCUAAAUCGGGGCGCAUCAUGUUAAAUCAUAUUAAGCAAGCUACUUCUGAUACCUGGGGGAAGGUCAAGUCAUGGACAUCUUCUCAUGUUAAACAACUAGGCAGUUUGGUUACUGGUCUAUCAACUUCAGAUUUCGAUCAAUUGAGUAAAAGUACAAUUCAGGAUUCGUUGUCCACACUCAAAACUCAUGUCAAAAGUCUUCGUAAAGUUGCACGACGUAAAAUUAUCAAGAAAUUGGGAAGUGAUUUCCGUACUAUGUUAGCCAACAUUAGCGAUUUUGUGCAAGAUAUUCCAUUCCGAAAUUUAACCGACAUUACGUUUGGCAAUUUGGAUGCUACUGGUGACAGUCAACCAAAUUGGUCCAAGGGCCAAGCUUUAAAAUUGAUCAAUUUGUACCUGGAUGAAUAUGGUGAUAUCAGUAAUACAAGUAGCAGUAACUAUGGCUUUGAAAAUAUUAGGAAAAUGGGCAGUCUAGUGACUGGAAUGACCCACGCUAAUUUGUCCCAACUACCAUUUGAUGGUUGUAUAGAUACUUUAACAGUUUUAACUGCCCGAACAGACUGGAGUAUUGGCCAAAUUAAAGUUUUGUAUCGCAUGUUUAAAGCUUGUAUGGCCAUUACGAGUGCUCAAAAUUUCUCUUCUAUCACUACUGAUGAUCUUACUGCUGCAGGCCAAGUUUUGUCUUUCUUAACGCCUGAAGAAAUUGGCAACAUGACUAAUGCCACAUGUCGGGAAGCUAUUCGUACAAUUGGAAGCUCCGGUAACUUUGAUGGUUCGCAUAUUCUUGCUUAUCAGAGACGAUUAGAUGCUGCUCUUAGAUGUUAUGAAAAAAAUAACAACAAGAAUUUUACGGAUGACGAUAUUUUGAGCUUUGGUAAACUAGUUUGUGGCAUGCAAGUUGCCCAUAUCAAAAGAAUCCCCAACGAUGUCUUGUCCAAUCAUUUAUAUUCUAUAUGCCGACUUCGAUGCUUAUCAUCAACACUAAAGAAGGAGAUUGCUAAUCGUACCAAGAUGGCUGUGGGAUAUCCGGUGAAUAUGGCCAAUCCGAUGCAAGCAUUGCCCUCGGAAACUGUUCGUGAUCUUGGGCCAUGCUUAGAUGGCUUUACAUCAGCAGAAUUAAAUAAAUUAAAUCCGGAAACCAUCCGUUUUUCGGCUGAUAGCUUUAAUGGAGAAAAGUUUUUAGCAGCCACGAAAGCUGUUAUCGUCGCCAAGUAUUUCGAGACUUAUAAUGUAACGAGAAGAAGACGAGCAACAAGCACAGUUACAUCUUAUGAUAUCCUUUCUCUUGGAAGCGAUUUAUCUACAGGAUUAACUGUCAACGACAUUAAUAACAUGGAUAAUGCUACUUUCGCAGAUUCUGUUGAAACUUUGGGUAAUGCAUCCUUGUCUAAAGAUCAAAUUUAUGCCUUGGCAGCGAGAGCCAAACAGUACUGGGGUAGUUUGGAUCAUUUUGGUCCUGACACAAUAUCAGCAUUGGGAAUAAUCAUGACUGGAUUCAACUCAUCCGAUAUUGCUAAAUUAAACUUGACUGACUCGGAUGCUAUAUCCGCUUUAGGAGAACAAUCAUGGGAUUCUUCACAGUUAACCGAAUUAAUUGCCAGAAUUAAGAACAAUUAUGCGGGAUCAGACGUCGCUACCUGGACAGCAGAUCAUUUCCUUGCUGUCAAGAAUAUGAUUGCAGGAUUAUCAACAUCGGAUCUGAGUAAAAUAGAUCAACAAGCCUAUGAAAAUGCCGCUGAUACCAUUGGCGUUGUGCCUGGAAUGUCAUUAGCUCAGUUGCAGCAAUUGUGCUCUAAAGCUAAAGGCUCAUUUGGUAGCACUGUUUCAACAUGGGAAACUGCAUCUGUUCGAACUGCAGGAGUUGCAUUAGGCAUAAAUUUCUACUUUACGUUUUUGUUAGGUGGUUGUGAUUCUGCUGAUCUUUCAUCACUUAGUAAUGAUGCAAUUAACGCCAUGAAAGCAAAUGCCAUUAAAAAUUUUCCUGGCAGUCAGUUAGCAAAAUUCACUAGUGCACAAAUUGGCCAAUUUGAUGAAAGUCAAGCAAGUGCUAUCACGGCUACACAGAAAAGUUCCUUGUCAUCGGCACAAGUGCAAGCCUUAAAUCAAGCCCAGCAAGGCGAUAAUUAUGUUAGUGAUAGUUCAACAAGUGCACCAUCGGCAACCACAGCACCAGCCCUGGCUACAACCAAGACAUCUGCUGCAACUGCCAUCAGAGCUGGUCUAUCUCUCGUAGCAAGCAUAGUUAUCGCUAUCACGAUGCUUUAAAUUUACUCUAUACGUAUUUAAGCAUUGCAAUUGGCUCCCUUCCAAUUAUUGUAGAAGUUCACAUAUAGAUUUAGCUUCAGUAUAGAUAUCUUUCGGAAUUUGUUUUCCUAGAUACUAGAAUACUUUUGAAAUUGAUAGAUUUUAAACUUAUCCUAAAUGACAUGCUAUCUGAAGGGUAGUCAAUGUACAUUAUGCAAUAAAUAAUUCAUUUGUAGUCUAUACUUUAUUGCCCAUCGUGAAUGAACUUGGCUCUUUCUAACUUCCUGUAUUGUUUACUUUUCCAUUAUACGUGUAAAGAACCUGGUUGUUUCUUCUAGUCUUAUUUAUCAUCAUUUGUAAUUUUGAUUAAAUCUUAAUAAAUUC
This is a messenger RNA of Trichoplax adhaerens, 3003 nucleotides long. RefSeq lists its product as hypothetical. Gene Ontology annotation, biological process: cell-matrix adhesion. Gene Ontology annotation, cellular component: cell surface. The coding region runs from base 1 to 2640 and encodes 879 amino acids. Lineage: Eukaryota; Metazoa; Placozoa; Uniplacotomia; Trichoplacea; Trichoplacidae. The transcript has 19 exons. The record is from RefSeq and is a predicted model, not a curated record.